Molecule: messenger RNA, 726 nt
Organism: Agrilus planipennis (emerald ash borer)
Lineage: Eukaryota; Metazoa; Arthropoda; Insecta; Coleoptera; Buprestidae
Exons: 4
Coding region: 66-371 (101 amino acids)
Molecular function (GO): protein binding
Source: RefSeq, a predicted model, not a curated record
GAUUGGUAUAUAUAAGCGGGUAAACCUUCGCCACUGUUACAAAUUGUUUCUUAUCAACAGAUAACAUGAAGACCAUUGCAACGUUACUUUUAGUCACUUUCAUGGCUCUAUCCUGGAGUGGCGGGGAAGCCCAGAAUGGGAGUUGCGGUAAUUGUUCGAAUCAAGGGGAAAUCGUUUGUGGUCAUAAUCCUAUAAACAACGCAUAUGUAGAAUUCACAAACGUUUGUUACAUGAACCUAUACAAUUGUUUGACCGGAAACAGGUACCAUGUCGUCAGAGGUCGUUGUCCACCUGUAUCCCCGAGCUCUAAUGAAACAGACACCUCUCUGAUCGCCAGUGGUGAUGGUCAGGAACGGAUCAGAUUAUUUUGAAAACAAAUUUGGAUGAUACUUAAUACAUAUGUUCUAUAUGCAAUAAAUAAAAAUAUGUAUUAGUUAAUAAAUUAUUAAAUUUACGUAAAAUAGCUGUCAUAUUUAUGAAUUAUUUUUUAAAUAAGUAUGAACGCAAUAUAACGUUAUAUCAACGCUAUUUCAUGCAUUCGUGCAUUUAUAAAAAUUAUCUGUAGUUUGAUAACGACACUACGGAAGCUAUAACGUACUCCUACACGACAAAACUGCUGAAAUAACUGCUGCCAAAGUUUGGAAUUGCAGCAGCAUGCAGCCACUGUAUAACGUAAUAUUAAUAAAUUCGAAACUAAUUAAUUAAAAUCUUCUAAUCGUAUACUAA